This is a messenger RNA of Tripterygium wilfordii, 1587 nucleotides long. Its product is annotated as putative kinase-like protein TMKL1. Gene Ontology annotation, biological process: protein phosphorylation. Lineage: Eukaryota; Viridiplantae; Streptophyta; Magnoliopsida; Celastrales; Celastraceae. Bases 274 to 1344 code for a protein of 356 amino acids. The transcript is spliced from 2 exons. Gene Ontology annotation, molecular function: protein kinase activity; ATP binding. The record is from RefSeq and is a predicted model, not a curated record.
ACUAGGUCUAGACUAAAAAAUGUCUAGUACACAGAUCCUCUCCUCCUCUCUCUGCAAAAGCCCCUCUCUUGAGUCUUGAUCCGAAGACGGCAAGCCGCCUAUUUUCAGUGUAAAGUUCAAGCUUAUCUUUAUCUUCUUGUCCUGUAUAUUCCACUAUCCCAUGAAAAGAGUCUAUCAUUUUUUCAAUCUCACACACCAAACCCAGAUCUUGGGUUCCUGGGUUUUGGCUCACUUGCUCAAUCCAAGAAAGUGAACUGUAGAGUGAGAGACACAAUGCUUAAGCUAGUACUUGGACUCACUUCAACUGUUUUCUUUAUUGUUCUCGUUCUUAUACUAGUCUUCUUCUGGCAUAAACGAAGAGCUAAACAUGGCCAGAAUGACAUGGAAAGCAUUGGUGAGAAACAGAGAGAUGAAGAGACACAGGGUGAGGAUUUGUUGACUUUCCAGGGCGUCCAAGACCUCACAAUCGCUGACAUUCUUGAUGCUCCUGGAGAGGUGAUUGGGAAAUCCAACUACGGAACUCUGUACAAGGCUUUGUUGCAGAGGAGUAACUCGGUUAGGCUGCUCAGGUUCUUGAGACCAGCGUCCACUGCCAGAGUGAAAGAGUUUGGGGAUGUGAUUCAGUUCUUGGGUUGCAUUAGGCAUCCCAAUUUGGUUCCUCUUCUGGGAUUUUAUGCAGGACCCAGAGGAGAAAAGCUUCUUGUUAAUCCAUUUUGUAGGCCUGGUAAUUUGGCUCAAUUUAUCAGAGAUGGAAAUGCUGACUCUCACAAAUGGAUCAACAUUUACAACAUCUCCAUUGGUAUUGCCAAAGGAUUGGAUCAUCUUCAUACAGGAUUGCAAAAGCCGAUAAUCCAUGGAAAUCUGAAGACCAAAAACAUAUUCUUGGAUCGCAAUCACCAGCCAUAUAUCUCAGAUUUUGGUUUCCAUCUCCUAUUGAAUCCUACAGCAGGCCAAGAAAUGUUUGAAGCUUCUGCUGCUCAGGGCUACAAAGCUCCUGAACUUAUCAAAAUGAAAGAUGCAUGUGAGGAAACUGAUAUAUAUAGCCUGGGAGUGAUCUUGCUGGAAAUACUUUCAGGGAAGGAACCAAUCAAUGAAAACCCAACAACCCCAGAUGAAGACUUUGAUCUACCAACAUCUUUGCGAAAUGCCGUUCUUGAUCAUAGAAUUACAGACUUGUAUCAUCCAGAUAUACUUCAGAGCAAUGUUGGCGAUGCAGAAAGUCCGGCCACUGAAGAACAGAUUCUCAAGUUCUUUCAGCUUGCCAUGGCUUGUUGUUCUCCUGCACCUUCACUUAGGCCCAACAUUAAGCAAGUUCUAGUGAAGCUUGAAGAGAUUGGGAAGUAAAGACUUUUUUUGAUGAUUUUGACAUAUGUUGGGGGAAGGAUAAGGUGGGGAUUCAGUGGAAGGAAGCAAAAAAGGUUGAAAUUUUCUGCUUGGCAACAAAUGCUGAUAUAGACAUCUCUUGCUAUAGCUAGAGGCAAGACUUACUCAAUUAAGCCACCCAACAAGGUAUGCCUAUAGAAUUGGUUGGUUGGUUUUGUCAGAUUCCAUGAUUAAUUUAUCUGUAAAAAAGUAUCAUCAAAGAAA